Coregonus clupeaformis (lake whitefish) is the source of this 9822-nucleotide messenger RNA. RefSeq names its product E3 ubiquitin-protein ligase HECTD1. The record is from RefSeq and is a predicted model, not a curated record. Gene Ontology annotation, molecular function: protein binding; ubiquitin protein ligase activity; metal ion binding. Gene Ontology annotation, biological process: anatomical structure development; proteasome-mediated ubiquitin-dependent protein catabolic process; protein K63-linked ubiquitination. Bases 356 to 8128 code for a protein of 2590 amino acids. The transcript has 41 exons. Lineage: Eukaryota; Metazoa; Chordata; Actinopteri; Salmoniformes; Salmonidae. Gene Ontology annotation, cellular component: nuclear speck.
CGUGAUACAUACGACGGAGAGCCAACUGUGUUGACGCAACGGCUCUCCAUUUCGCUCGGAUGUGUGUAUUGCAUUACCGUCCACUUUGACCUUAAUGUCUCGGUAAAACUUCCUGGGAUUUAAGCUAGUUUUUUCUUAGGUUAGCUUGUUCCUCUACAUACUAUUUUGUUUGAUUGACCGUCACUUUCUUCUCGUUAUCUGCUGAAAGACGGUGAAGGAGGACUUCAUGACACACAGGAGGGAGCAGUGAUUGGACCUAUCAGUGUUUUCUCCAUCCGGCGGAUGAGUCCCCAGCUCAGCCCACAGCAGUGAUUGGGCUAGGUGCCAGAUAGGGAGCUGUAGCAGGGGGGUGAUCAUGGCGGACGUGGACCCAGACACCUUGCUGGAGUGGCUCCAGAUGGGCCAGGGAGAUGAGAGGGACAUGCAGCUGAUCGCACUGGAGCAGCUCUGCAUGCUGCUGCUCAUGUCUGACAAUGUGGACCGCUGCUUCGAGACGUGUCCCCCACGCACCUUCCUCCCAGCCCUGUGUAAGAUCUUCCUGGACGAGAGCGCCCCGGACAACGUGCUGGAGGUGACGGCCCGCGCCAUCACAUACUACCUGGACGUGUCGGCUGAGUGCACCCGCAGGAUCGUUGGCGUGGACGGGGCUAUCAAGGCACUGUGUAACCGCCUGGUGGUGGUGGAGCUCAACAAUAGGACCAGCAGAGACCUGGCAGAGCAGUGUGUCAAGGUGCUGGAGCUGAUCUGUACCAGGGAGUCUGGAGCAGUGUUUGAGGCUGGGGGUCUGAACUGUGUGCUUAGCUUCAUCCGGGACAGCGGUCAUCUGGUCCAUAAGGACACCCUGCACUCUGCCAUGGCUGUGGUGUCUCGCCUGUGCAGCAAGAUGGAGCCCCAGGACUCCUCUCUGGAGACCUGCGUGGAGUCCCUCUCCAGCCUGCUCAAACACGAGGACCACCAGGUGUCUGACGGUGCCCUGCGCUGCUUUGCCUCUCUGGCGGACCGCUUCACCCGUCGAGGGGUGGACCCGGCGCCUCUGGCCAAGCAUGGGCUGACAGAGGAGCUGCUGUCCCGGAUGGCAGCCGCAGGAGGCACGGUCUCCGGCCCCUCCUCCACCAGUAAGCCAGGCCGGACCUCCACUGGGGCCCAACCCACCGUUGCUGAUUCCAAGCUCAGCAACCAGGUGUCCACCAUCGUCAGCCUGCUGUCCACGCUGUGCAGAGGUUCUCCCCUCGUCACCCAUGAUCUUCUGCGCUCUGCGCUGCCUGACUCCAUGGAGAGUGCCCUGCAGGGGGAUGAACGCUGUGUCCUGGACACCAUGCGUCUGGUGGACCUGCUGCUGGUGCUGCUGUUUGAGGGCCGCAAGGCUCUGCCCAAAUCCACCGCUGGAUCCACAGGACGCAUCCCGGGCCUGCGACGGCUGGACAGCUCCGGGGAGCGCUCCCACCGACAGCUCAUCGACUGUAUCCGCAGCAAAGACACAGACGCACUCAUCGACGCAAUCGACACCGGAGCUUUUGAAGUGAAUUUCAUGGAUGACGUCGGGCAGACUCUUUUGAACUGGGCCUCUGCGUUUGGCACGCAGGAAAUGGUUGAGUUCCUGUGUGAGAGAGGUGCUGAUGUCAACAGAGGUCAGAGGUCCUCCUCCCUCCAUUACGCUGCCUGUUUCGGACGGCCUCAAGUAGCAAAGACUCUACUGCGACAUGGAGCCAACCCUGACCUCCGAGAUGAAGAUGGGAAAACUCCCCUGGAUAAAGCCAGGGAGCGUGGCCACAGUGAGGUUGUAGCCAUCCUCCAGUCUCCUGGAGACUGGAUGUGCCCCGUUAACAAAGGAGAGGACAAGAAGAAGAAGGAUGUGAACAAGGAGGAGGAGGGAGGCAGCGAACCCAAAGGAGACCCUGAGAUGGCCCCCAUCUACCUGAAGAGGCUGCUACCAGUAUUUGCACAAACCUUUCAGCAAACCAUGCUACCUUCUAUUAGGAAAGCCAGCCUGGCGCUGAUCAGGAAGAUGAUCCACUACAGCUGUGAAGUGCUGCUGAAGGAGGUGUGUGACUCUGACGCCGGCCACAACCUGCCCACCGUGCUAGUGGAGAUCACGGCCACCGUGCUGGAUCAGGAGGAUGAUGAUGACGGUCACCUGCUGGCCCUGCAGAUCAUCAGAGACCUGGUGGACAAGGGAGGAGACGUCUUCCUGGACCAGCUGGCUAGACUGGGAGUCAUCAACAAGGUGUCCACUCUGGCUGGACCCACCUCAGACGACGAGAACGAGGAGGUGUCCAAACCAGAGAAGGAGGACGAGCCCCAGGAGGAAGCCAAAGAGGUGCAGCAGGGGAAGCCCUACCACUGGCGUGACUGGUCCGUCAUCAGGGGGAGGGACUGCCUGUAUAUCUGGAGUGACGCUGCAGCCCUGGAGCUUUCCAACGGCUCCAACGGCUGGUUCCGCUUCAUCCUGGACGGCAAGCUGGCCACCAUGUACUCCAGCGGAAGCCCAGAGGGAGGCUCUGACAGCUCAGAGAGUCGUAGUGAGUUUCUGGAGAAGCUGCAGCGUGCCCGGAGCCAGGUGAAGCCUGUGACAGCCAGCCAGCCCAUCCUGUCUGCCCUGGGUCCCACCAAGCUUACGGUGGGGAACUGGUCCCUGACCUGCCUGAAGGAGGGAGAGAUCGCCAUCCACAACUCUGACGGACAGCAGGCCACCAUCCUCAAGGAGGACCUGCCCGGCUUUGUGUUCGAGUCCAAUAGGGGCACCAAGCAUUCCUUCACCGCUGAAACGUCACUAGGGUCAGAGUUUGUGACUGGCUGGACUGGAAAGAGAGGAAGGAAGCUCAAAUCCAAAUUGGAGAAAACAAAACAAAAGGUGAAGAGCGUGGCCAGAGACCUGUAUGACGACCAUUUCAAGGCGGUCGAGAGUAUGCCCAGGGGGGUGGUGGUCACCCUGAGGAACAUCGCCACCCAGCUGGAGUCUGCUUGGGAGCUGCAUACCAACAGACAGCAGUGUAUCGAGGGAGAGAACACAUGGAGAGACCUGAUGAAAACGGCUCUGGAAAACUUGAUUGUGGUUCUCAAGGAUGAAAACACCAUCUCCCCAUAUGAAAUGUGCAGCAGUGGCCUCGUGCAAGCACUUUUUACAGUGCUUAAUAAUAGUGUGGAACUUGACAUGAAACAUGAUUGUAAACCAUUAAUGGAAAGGAUAAAUGUAUUUAAAACCGCAUUCAGUGAAAACGAAGAUGAUGAAAGCCGACCCGCAGUUGCCUUAAUCCGCAAACUACUAGCAGUCCUGGAGUCCAUUGAGAGGCUACCUCUGCACCUGUAUGACACCCCAGGCUCCACCUAUAACCUGCAGAUUCUGACGAGGCGGUUGCGUUUCCGUCUGGAGCGUGCCCCUGGGGAGACGGCACUGAUCGACCGUACAGGGCGCAUGUUGAAGAUGGAGCCCCUGGCCACCGUGGAGUCUCUGGAGCAAUACCUCCUCAAGAUGGUGGCCAAGCAGUGGUACGACUUUGACAGAUCCUCCUUCAUCUUCGUCAGGAAGCUGAGAGAGGGACAAACCUUCACAUUCAGACACCAGCAUGACUUUGACGAGAACGGAAUAGUCUACUGGAUUGGCACCAAUGCAAAGACUGCCUAUGAGUGGGUGAACCCAGCAGCCUAUGGCCUGGUGGUCGUGACCUCCUCUGAGGGUCGUAACCUGCCCUACGGCCGACUGGAGGACAUCCUGAGUCGGGACAGCUCUGCCCUCAACUGCCACACCAACGACGAUAAGAACGCCUGGUUCGCCAUCGACCUGGGCCUGUGGGUCAUCCCCUCGGCCUACACCCUGCGCCAUGCCCGCGGCUACGGCCGCUCCGCCCUCAGGAACUGGGUGUUCCAGGUGUCCAAAGACGGCCAGAACUGGAUGAGUCUGUACACCCACGUGGAUGACUGCAGCCUCAACGAGCCAGGGUCCACAGCCACCUGGCCUCUGGACCCUUCCAAAGAGGAGAAGCAGGGCUGGAGACACAUCCGCAUCAAGCAGAUGGGGAAGAAUGCCAGUGGGCAGACCCACUACCUGUCUCUGUCAGGCCUGGAGAUCUACGGCACCGUAAGCGGCGUGUGUGAGGACCAGCUAGGUAAAGCAGUGAAGGAAGCGGAGGCCAAUCUACGCAGGCAGAGGCGUCUGUUCCGCUCCCAGGUGAUGAAGUACAUAGUGCCCGGGGCGCGCGUGGUGCGGGGCAUCGACUGGAAGUGGAGAGACCAGGAUGGCAACCCAGCAGGAGAGGGUACGGUGACGGGGGAGGCCCAUAACGGCUGGAUUGAUGUCACCUGGGAUGCUGGUGGCUCAAACUCAUACCGUAUGGGUGCUGAAGGAAAAUUUGACCUCAAGCUUGCGCCAGGGUACGACCCUGAGUCUGCGCCGUCACCCAAACCUGUCUCAUCCACUGUUUCAGGCACAGCGCAGUCCUGGAGCAGCCUGGUGAAAAAUAACUGUCCGGACAAGGGUGGCUCCUCCUCGGCUGCAGGGGCCAGCUCUUCAAGCCGGAAGGGCAGUAGCAGCUCGGUGUGUAGCGUGGCCAGCAGCAGCGAUAUCAGUCUCAGCUCCACCAAGAUAGAACGCCGGGCCGAGAGCCUGCUGGAGCAAGGGGGGGUACUAGGGGUCGGUGGUGGCACCCCCGGGGCAGAGGGCCAAGAGCCCAUCGUGGUGCUAUCCUCCGAGGCUGGAUGCGCAUCCAGCACGUUAACUGCUGAGGAGGGCGGCGAGCGGAAAGCGGGCGCGGACAGGCAAGCGGCGGCAGACGCCACGGCCAUCUCCAUGGCACUAGUCAGCGUCAGCUCGCCCGACGUCAGCUCCGUGUCCGAGUCCUCUAGUAAGGAGGCGGCUUCCCAGAGGCCUCUAUGUUCUGCGGCCAGUGCCCGUCUGUCCGUCAGCUCUCUGCUGGCUGCCAGCGCUCCCAUGAGCUCCAGCGCCAGCGUGCCCAACCUGUCGUCACGGGAGGCCAGCCUCAUGGAAUCGUUUGUGAGGAGGGCUCCCAACAUGUCCCGCACCAAUGCCACCAACAACAUGAACCUGAGCCGCAGCAGCAGCGACAACAACACCAACACACUGGGACGAAACGUCAUGAGCACUGCCACUUCUCCUCUCAUGGGUGCACAGAGCUUUCCUAACCUCACAACCACUGGUACCACCUCAACUGUUACAAUGUCCACAUCCAUAGUAACCAGCAGCAAUAAUGUAUCCACGGCAACCACAGGUUUGUCGGUUGGCCAGUUGCUCAGUAACACUCUGACCACCAGCUUGACCUCUACGUCUAGUGAGAGCGACACUGGUCAGGAAGCUGAGUUUUCCCUCUAUGACUUCCUGGACAGCUGUCGUGCUAACACGCUAUUGGCCGAGUUAGAUGAUGAGGAGGAUCUGCCUGAGCCAGAUGAUGAUGAUGAUGAGAACGAGGAUGACAAUCAGGAAGACCAAGAGUAUGAGGAAGUUUUGGUACGGUCCAGGGUAAACCUUGGUUUCCACAUUCAUUUUAAUAGGGAAGAGGAAGAGUAUGAAACCAAAGGGGGUCGGCGUAGAACCUGGGACGAUGACUUUGUCCUCAAACGCCAGUUCUCUGCUUUAGUCCCGGCGUUUGACCCCAGGCCAGGCCGGACCAACGUCCAGCAGACCACUGACCUGGAGAUCCCUCCCCCAGGUACACCUCGCUCUGAAGUCCAGGAGGAGGUUGAGUGUGCCCCCUCCCCCCACCUCGCCCUCAUCCUCAAAGUGGCAGGGCUUGGAACCACCCGAGAAGUUGAACUACCUCUCUCCAACUACAAGGGUACUAUCUUUUACUAUGUCCAGAAGCUCCUGCAGGUUUCCUGCAGCGGGAGCAUCAAAUCAGAUAAACUACGCCGGAUCUGGGAACCGACAUAUACGAUAAUGUACAGAGAAAUGAAGGAUUCGGACAAAGAGAAGGAAAAUAGAAAGAUGGGUUGCUGGUCUGUAGAGCAUGUGGAACAAUACCUUGGCACUGAUGAAUUACCAAAGAAUGACUUGAUAACCUACAUGCAGAAGAAUGCAGACUCAUCUUUCCUGCGCCACUGGAAAUUAACCGGCACUAAUAAAAGUAUUAGGAAAAACAGAAAUUGUUCUCAGCUCAUAGCUGCAUACAAGGACUUCUGUGAGCAUGGAUGCAGGUCAGGGGGCUUGAGCCCUGGGUCUCUGGGUGUCAUGCAGACCUGUGACAUCCUGAGUGUGGCCAGGGAGCAGGCCCAGGCCAAGGCUGGCUCCAGCCAGAGCGCCUGCGGAGUGGAGGACGUACUCCAGCUGCUCCGCAUCCUGUUCAUCAUCGGGGGAGACCCCAACGCUCACGCACGCACCUUCCAGGAAGAUGUGGACGACCUCCAAUUCAAUGCAUCGCCUGAGGAAUUCACCAGCAAGAAGGUCACAACAAAGAUUCUUCAGCAGAUAGAGGAGCCUCUGGCCCUAGCCAGCGGGGCCCUCCCAGACUGGUGUGAGCAGCUAACCAGCAAGUGUCCUUUCCUCAUCCCCUUCGAGACCCGGCAGCUGUACUUCACCUGCACUGCGUUUGGAGCUUCCAGGGCAAUAGUGUGGCUGCAGAACCGGCGGGAGGCCACCAUUGAGCGCUCUCGGCCCUCCACCACAGUACGGAGGGACGACCCUGGGGAGUUUAGGGUGGGCCGGCUCAAACACGAGAGGAUCAAGGUCCCCCGUGGAGACCAGAUGAUGGAGUGGGCCGAGAGCGUCAUGCAGAUCCACGCCGACAGGAAGUCUGUUCUGGAGGUUGAGUUCCAGGGGGAGGAGGGCACAGGCCUGGGUCCCACCCUGGAGUUCUAUGCUCUGGUGGCAGCUGAGUUCCAGAGGACUUCCCUGGGUAUCUGGCUCUGUGAUGAUGACUUCCCAGACGAUGAGUCUCGCCAGGUGGAUCUGGGUGGGGGUCUCAAACCUCCAGGCUACUACGUCCAGCGCUCCUGCGGCCUGUUCCCCGCCCCAUUCCCCCAAGACAGUGAUGAGCUGGAGCGCCUCAGCAAACUCUUCCUCUUCCUUGGGGUCUUCCUGGCCAAGUGCAUCCAGGACAACCGCCUGGUGGACCUGCCCAUCUCACGACCCUUCUUCAAGCUUCUUUGCAUGGGUGACAUUAAGAGCAACAUGUCCAAGCUGCUCUAUGCAUCCCGCGGGGGCCCUCUCCUCCUCGAUCCUACCGAGCAGCACCGCCACUUCUCAGAGAUCCAGUCGGAGGCGUCCACGGAGGAGAGCCAGGACACUUAUUCCAUCGGCAGCUUUGACGAGGACUCCAAGUCUGAGUUCAUCCUGGACCCCCCUAAACCCAAGCCCCCAGCCUGGUACCAUGGCAUCCUGAACUGGGAGGACUUUGAACUGGUCAACCCCCACCGGGCCAAGUUCCUGAAGGAGAUGAAGGAGCUGGCGGUGAAGAGGAGGCUGAUCCUAGGGAACAAGAGUCUGUCUGAGGAUGAGAAGAACACUAGGCUGCAGGACCUCAUGCUGAAGAACCCCAUGGGCUCUGGACCCCCGCUUAGUGUAGAGGACCUGGGAUUGAAUUUCCAGUUCUGCCCUUCAUCCAAAGUGCAUGGGUUCUCAGCAGUGGAUCUGAAGCCCAAUGGAAAUGAUGAGAUGGUGACCAUGGAGAAUGCCGAGGAGUAUGUGGAGCUCAUGUUUGACUUCUCUAUGCACACUGGCAUCCAGAAACAAAUGGAGGCUUUCAGAGAGGGCUUUAACCGAGUGUUCCCAAUGGAGAAGCUGAGCUCCUUCAGUCACAAGGAGGUGCAGAUGAUCCUCUGUGGAAACCAGUCUCCUUCCUGGACAUCUGAGGACGUCAUGAACUACACAGAGCCCAAGCUGGGCUACACUCGGGACAGUCCUGGGUUCCUGCGUUUUGUGCGGGUGCUAUGUGGCAUGUCAUCUGACGAGAGGAAAGCUUUCCUCCAAUUCACCACAGGAUGCUCCACUCUGCCCCCUGGUGGUUUGGCCAACCUGCACCCACGCCUCACCAUCGUUCGGAAGGUGGAUGCGGCAGACUCCAGCUAUCCCUCUGUUAACACUUGUGUGCACUACCUGAAGCUGCCAGAGUAUUCCUCUGAAGACAUCAUGAGAGAGCGCCUCCUAGCUGCUACCAUGGAGAAGGGCUUCCACCUCAACUGAGCAUGCUCCGUCUGCCCCAUAAUGACUGACCAACCCCCCUUGCUGGUGAAGCCUGUUGUGAUUUGUUGCAGAAAAAGAAACAUGCUGUGCUCUCUGAGAUCUUCCCCCUUCCUCCCAACCCCACCAAACCUUAAAUCUCCCCCGUCCUUUCCCCCUGAAAACUUUAGGAAGACAGUCCCAUGUUAACUCAAUAGCUACUGAUACAGAUAAGACCAGGGGCAUCCCCCCACCUUCCUCCCCUGUCCUCUGACCCACCUGCUUACUUGUCACAGCUCCCUCCCUCCCCAGGGCACUCUGCUGCUUUAAGGGCUUGAGCAACUGGAAGCCGGGGCAGACAGUUUCCUCAUGUUCUACAGUGUUUACUAUCUCUCUCUCUCAUACUCUGGCUGUGAGCAUCUGUGUACAAGUUCUCUGUAGAUUUUUGGGUUUUCAGAUUGACACCAUCUUCUCUCCAUCACCCGGCUGUCAACCUCCUUCCUUUCCCUGCGUGAUGUGAGGGGAGAAGGGCAUCUGCUUCUGUAGAGCUAACUGUAGUGUUUUGGCAUUUCCUUACCAGGUUAAGGUUUACUAGUGCCUGCAUUGUUUGAAUAUUAGGAUGUUCUUUUUCCUUUUACUUCAUCUAACAUCAUACAAUCAUGAUGCACAUGCUUAUUUUUCCUUUUCAUUUUGCUUUCGUUACUGUGUGAGUGUUUUGAUGUUUAUUACCCUGCUAUAAGGAUCAAAGUCCCUGAGUGCAUUUGUGUAAUUUGACAAUAAAGCUAGAGACAAAAACACUGGUUCUGUGUGCAAGGCACAUUUAAAAAGAAAAAAAGCAAGCUAUGCUUUCCCUUGUAUUUUCUUUGUAUAUUAUAAACAUUUAUUUAACUCAAGUUGCAGUUUGAAGUAAACAGAUAUUUUCAAAUGUGUAUGCUCCGAAAAUAAUCAUUAAAAUGUUUGCAAAGUAUGAAAAGUAUUGUUUAUUUACGUUUAAAAAAAGACCUGAAUAACUUUCCAUGCACAUUAAAGCUCCAAGGCAAAAUGUACGUGUAAUACCACAGUUCAAUCUAUUACUAUAGCUACUGUAUAAAAACAAAUCCCUAUUCUAUGCAAUGGAUUAUUAUUGAUAAACUCAAGUAUGAAGUCCAUAAAUCAUUUGGAUGGCAAUGUGUCCCUUUUUCAAAGGGAAAUAGUCCUGGUUUGUUCAGAUCUAGUGUCCAAAAGCCUGUUUUAGCAUGGACAGCUCAUAAGAGAUCGACUCAUCUUUGUAUUUGUGCAUUAUAGCAUCUGUGACAGCAUGGGCAGCGCCAUUGAGGCUAUCACCAUUUUUAAGUAGUCCGUUUUCUUCACGAUUGGCUGAUCCCUCCUGAUGACCUGGUUGGACAUGAUUUCAACAGGGUCACCAGGAGGGAUCAUCCAAAAAGUUGAAAGUCUCACCCAGUUGAAUACAUUAAAAUGGUGGAAGCCCUCAAUGGCGCUGCCCAUGCUAAUACGGCCUGUUGGACACUAGAGGCCUCUCAUUCUCUAGGGGGCAGCGCCAGUCAGAACUUUCACCAUUUUGAAGUGGCGCCUUAAAGGUAAACUCCACCCUAAAACAAUAUUUUGGUAUUUGUUUAAUUAGUUGACAUUGUCGCAAAAUGUUUUGCUUGUCAGCCAUCAAGUUUUCAAGAUAAGCAACUUUCGUGCCACAUUCAAAACAACUCGGAACUGGGAACUCG